GUUUCCAUCGUACAGAAUCGAUGAGGAGUUUCCACGGAGAGAGAGAGAGAGAAGGCGAAAAUGGGCAAAUACAAUCUGACGGACGGUCAGGUCUCAUCGAUGAAGGAGGCGUUCACGCUCUUCGACUCAGACGGCGACGGAAAGAUCGCUCCGUCGGAGCUCGGGAUCCUCAUGCGGUCCCUCGGAGGCAAUCCGACCCAAGCGCAGCUCAAAUCCGUAAUCGCCUCCGAGAAUCUCUCGUCGCCGUUCGAUUUCGACCGGUUCCUCGAUCUCAUGGCGAAGCACCUGAAGAUGGAGCCGUUCGAUCGCCAGCUCCGCGAUGCGUUCAAGGUUCUCGACAAGGAAGGAACCGGGUUCGUCGCCGUGGCGGAUCUGAGGCAUAUACUCACCAGUAUCGGGGAGAAGCUUGAGCCGAGCGAGUUCGAUGAGUGGAUCCGAGAGGUGGAUGUAGGGUCCGACGGCAAGAUCCGGUACGAGGAUUUCAUCGCCAGAAUGGUGGCCAAGUGAGAUCUAAUCUUCCUUUACCUAGUCGGUUGGAUUUGAAAUCGAAUUCAAAUCGAUCUCUUUGUUUAUUCCUCCGUCGGGUUGAGAGUACUCUAGGGUUUGCUUGGGGAUUUGGUUUGAGAUUUGCUCUGGAUGAUAUUAACUUCAUCUUCAUUUUUAAGUUUGUUUUUUCUCUGUAAGAAAUUGUUAAAUCUCACAUCUUUUACUGCCAUGUUUUUCUUCGGUUUGCAUUUGGAAUUUCGUUCAGGGGGAUGCGAUUU
This is a messenger RNA of Tarenaya hassleriana, 764 nucleotides long. RefSeq names its product probable calcium-binding protein CML13. Gene Ontology annotation, cellular component: myosin II complex. Bases 61 to 507 code for a protein of 148 amino acids. The record is from RefSeq and is a predicted model, not a curated record. The transcript has a single exon. NCBI's taxonomy places the organism in Eukaryota, Viridiplantae, Streptophyta, Magnoliopsida, Brassicales, Cleomaceae. Gene Ontology annotation, molecular function: calcium ion binding.